This is a messenger RNA of Zasmidium cellare ATCC 36951, 1566 nucleotides long. RefSeq lists its product as uncharacterized. The record is from RefSeq and is a predicted model, not a curated record. Gene Ontology annotation, molecular function: carbohydrate:proton symporter activity. NCBI's taxonomy places the organism in Eukaryota, Fungi, Ascomycota, Dothideomycetes, Mycosphaerellales, Mycosphaerellaceae. Gene Ontology annotation, cellular component: membrane. The transcript has 7 exons. Bases 1 to 1566 code for a protein of 521 amino acids. Gene Ontology annotation, biological process: transmembrane transport; carbohydrate transport.
AUGGGCUGGCUCUCACGGAUUUUCUCUACAGGAGAAGAAGGCAGCGGCAGGAAGCUCAACGCCUACAAUGUUUGGAUGUUGCUCUUCGUGUCCAUUGGCUCGAUGACCUAUGGUUACACGGCUAGUAUCAUUGGAUCGACGCUUGGCCAACCCACCUUCAUCGCCUACUUCGACCUCGCGACUCGCCCCAAUGGCACUCAGCUCAUCGCCGCGACGAACGGCCUUUUUCAGGCUGGAGGCGUGAUUGGAACCUUGACACUUCCCAUAUUCACGGAUCGAUGGGGCAGCGCCGUCCUUGCCCUCAUCUCUGGUGCAGUCCUCUCCGGUAGCACUCACAUCGCAGAGUUCCUCGUCUUUCGCUUCAUCGCUGGUGCCAGCGCUUUCAUGAUCCUCGCCGCGGUUCCGAUCUGGAUGAGCGAGGUCGUGCCGGCACAUUUGCGUGGAGCCUUGGUCAAUGUCCAUGCCAUCUCGCUAGUGUUUGGAUACUUCGUCCAGAGCUGGAUCGGGUUUGGCUUCUUCCACUGGACGAAUGGAGGGAACUAUACCUGGCGGAUCCCCUUGAUGUUCCAGAUGGUCUGGCCGUUGUUGCUGUUGUUGGGUUUGAAGUGGGUUCCCGAGAGUCCUCGAUGGCUCCUCAUGCGAGAUCGUGGAGAAGAAGCCAAGAACAUCCUGCUUCGACUCCACGACGAUCCGUCUGACCCACACCAUGCUUUUGCUCGUUCCGAGUAUAUCCAGAUCCAGAAGCAGCUUGCUCUUGACCGAACCCUCGACGACAGCUGGAGGCAUAUCUUUAGCAAGCCGUCUCUCCGCAAGCGUCUCUGGCUGAGUAUUGGAACGACGGGCUUCAUCCAAUGCUCGGGUGUCCUGGUCAUCAACAACUACGGUCCAACCUUGUACAAGAAUCUCGGCUUCUCUGAAACCAAACAACUCCUCUACCCAGCCGCCUGGCUAACCCUUGCUCUUGGCUUGAACGCAAUGGCGUCCUUCCUAGUGGACCACUUCUCCCGCAACAAGUUCCUCGCCAUCGGUGUGUUCGGAUGCAUGGUCACGCUGAUCAUCGAAGCGGCCUUGAUCGCCGAAUUCGUUCCCUCGAACAACUCCGCUGCACUGCAAGCUGCUGUAGCGAUGCUCUUCAUCUUUGAGAUCCCGUACGAUCGGUGUCUUGACGGAUUGCAGUUCACGUACAUCGCGGAGAUCUGGCCUGCACAUUUGAGGGCGAAGGGCAUGAGUGCAGGUGUGGCGAUGAUCAGUCUGAUGAAUAUCAUGUGGUUGCAGGCCGCUCCCACGGCUUUCGAGACAAUCGGCUGGAAGUUCUACCUCUGCUUCAUCAUCCCCGGCACGAUCGGGAGCGUCAUCAUGUGGGUGUGGUUUCCAGACACCAAGGGCAAGCCGUUGGAAGAAGUUGCGGCGAUCUUUGGUGAUGUUGAUGAAGUUGUGGUGUAUCAACGGGAUAUCGAUGUUUCCCUCGACGAUAUCGACAGUGGUGUUAGCGAUGAGAAAACCGGUCCUGCUGUGCACGUCGAAGAUGCUCACGUCGAUGGUCGCGAUGAUCGAGAGAAAGCCUGA